ACUUGCGCAAAUUGAAUAUUUCACACUCGUAAAUAUGGAAAGCAACAAGUUCGCCAAACUGCGGCAGCAAUUUCUAUGUUGCUAUCCCGUCAAUAAGAUGGCCUGGUCGACGUUGCAACUGCCGCUGGAACUGGAUGAGCAACGUGCUCUGAUUGCGGCCACCUGUGGACAUCCUCUUAAUCAACAGUUUCCGGUGCGCCGCAGCUACCAGGAGGCAUUUGUGAAGCGUCUGAUGCAUGUGCUCAAGGAUCACGAUGAGCUGCACGACGACAUCUACAACAGCCUAUGUGGCCAGCUGGCCAAAACCUCACUGGAUGCAGCGCCAGCUCCUUCCAUCUAUGCCUAUAAGCAUUAUAUGCUGCAAUCGGAGGAGCACAUCACACUGCGCGAGUCCACGAGCUUCGUCUGCGAGGGCACCACUGGCCUCUGCACGUGGGAGGCGGCCUUGGCACUGGCCGACUAUUUGCUCGAGCAUCCCAGUCAACUGGAGGGCAAAAAUGUGCUAGAACUGGGAGCAGGCACUGGACUGCUUGGCAUUCUGCUCAAGCACAAGGCACUGAAGCUGCCCGUGGGCCAGGUGGUCAUCACCGAUGGCAGCAGCGCCUGUGUUAAGCUCAUGCAAGAAAAUAUUUGCUUAAACUUUGAGAACGACAGCGACGAGGCAACGCCAAAGUGUGCCCAGCUGCGUUGGCAUGAGGUCAAAGAGUUUCCCUGGUCGCAAUACGCUGAACCCGAUCUCCUGCUAGCCGCCGAUGUCAUCUACGAUGACACGCAGUUCUCCUCGCUGCUUGCUGCCCUUGACUUUGUCUACGAAAUGCGCAGCAAUCGCUGCGAAGCGCUAUUGGCCAGCACGGUGCGCAAUGUGGAUACCCUGCACAAUUUUAUGGUGCAGCUGGAGCAACAUGGAUAUCAGGUAACGCCCUGUGCCAAUGUUUCGUGUUGCAAAAGUCAUUUUUGCCGGGAUACCACAGCGGCCGUACAAAUCGUGUGCAUUAAGCGUUUAAACUAAUUAGUAAUUAAACAAUAGUAACAUAAACAACAA
Molecule: messenger RNA, 1042 nt
Organism: Drosophila navojoa
Lineage: Eukaryota; Metazoa; Arthropoda; Insecta; Diptera; Drosophilidae
Product: protein-lysine N-methyltransferase EEF2KMT
Cellular component (GO): protein-containing complex
Source: RefSeq, a predicted model, not a curated record